Messenger RNA from Cutaneotrichosporon oleaginosum, 645 nucleotides. RefSeq lists its product as uncharacterized. The record is from RefSeq and is a predicted model, not a curated record. NCBI's taxonomy places the organism in Eukaryota, Fungi, Basidiomycota, Tremellomycetes, Trichosporonales, Trichosporonaceae.
CGCCACAUCCCCAUCUCCCGUCAGCAUCUGACAGGAAUCGCUGUGUCGACAAAACGAUAAGAUUGGGACGCUGUUGAGACGGCAGCGGACGGCCUGACUGUCACUGCAAAGACCUUUGCACAGCGACACCGGCCAGGUCAACCCACUCGUAUCACAGACACCUCCUCACUUCAUAAUGUAAAUUGAAGACCGGCUUGCCACCACACAUCACAUCGCAAUGCCGCGACUAUCCGGCGACGAUGCUUUCCCAAUCACGGAGGAGCCGCCUCCACAAUACCGCAUGACCCCCUCUCCUCCCCCCUCUUCUGACGACACGCGCCCUCUCCUCCCCGCUCCCGUCACCCACACAUCCCCCUCCCCCGCCGUCUGCGACCCCAUUAUCUGCUAUCCGACGGUGUACGACCCCUAUUGCUGGUGCGAAGCCAUGGGCGCCAUGCUGCCCUGCUGCGGGGACGUGGCGGUUGCGCUGGCGCAUGCGUGCGCGGGCGCGAUGCCGACGGUGAUGGAGGCUUGUGGAGGGCUUGCUUCUUUUUUUCACAGCACCUAGACAUAUAAUAACAAGCGUGGGACCAAGAGCGGUGCCACUCCCCGUACUGCGCGCACGUCACAUACAUGAAUUAAACGCCGCCCUGCUGCUCGUCCUUG